Molecule: messenger RNA, 1953 nt
Organism: Tigriopus californicus
Lineage: Eukaryota; Metazoa; Arthropoda; Copepoda; Harpacticoida; Harpacticidae
Product: calponin homology domain-containing protein DDB_G0272472-like
Exons: 3
Coding region: 224-1876 (550 amino acids)
Source: RefSeq, a predicted model, not a curated record
UUGUCCUGGCUUCAAGAGAAGAACGUACAAAAGGUAAAAAAAAAAACAUAAAAACAAUCUUUCUUCCCAUGCCUUAAACCACAAACUAUUCAAAGUCUCAAUCAAAAUAGCCAAGUUUGGGGAAGCAUUCCUCACUCUAUCCUUGUUGCCGUAAAGCCUGUUUUUAGUAAUAGGCUUAGCACAGUCAUUCAUUUACACUCUUAACUAGCUUAAUUUCCUCUUGAUGGUCGGAUUGAAGGGCUUCUUUGAAAUUGUUGCUUUCGAGUUUCUGGGUUCAACAUCACUGAUCCUUCACCUGUUAGGGUUUUCGGCUUAUGAUUUUCAGAUGCAUCGGCGACCCCACCACAAGAGUGUGGGUCACAUUCCUUUGGACAAUCGGUUCCAAAAGGAGCCUCUUCACCUGGCGCAAACCCGGAACUGUUGCGAUUUUGCUCGACAAAACCAAAUUCAGCGAAUGUAUCAAGAGUUUGAAGUGGCCAAUCAGCGGCGAUUGGUUCGUCGAGCCGAUAGCUACGAGCCCGUUUUGAGCUCUCGACGACAGAGAAGAUGCAGCAUUGGGAAUGCCGCCCACUCCUAUCGUCCAGCAACAGGCGUGGAUUUGGCAUUGGGCUUGAAUGGAUAUCAAUCGGUUUCGUUCCCACACCCACCCAGGAUCCCAUCCACACUUUCCUCAUUGGGUGUGGAGGAAACCCCACCAUCGAUUCGGCCACGUUCCUGCAUGGAUAGGGAGAGAGUGUCCCACAUGUUGGCCACUGUUCAGGCGCAAAAGCAGGCCGAAGAGAUCGAGAGGAAGAAGCUGGUCCAAGAGGCUCAAGAGAAGAAGGUCCAAAUGGAAAGUGAGGAACUCCUGAGUGAACGGAGCCGUCAAUUGGGGCAGGUCAUGGCCAAAGAUUGGAACUAUCAAAGGUCUUUGAAGGAGAAGCAGAAAUUGGAUGAGCAGCUACAAAUUGCUCAAGAGGUCUUGGACCGAAAUAAACGCUUGGAGGAGGAAACCAGACUACAGCAGACAGACAGGCUUGAAAAAGAGCGGACUUUGGCCGAUGAACGCAGGCAAGAUUUGAAUGAUCAUCAGGAACGAAAACACAAAGAGGAUUUGGAACACUAUGAGCAAGAGCAAAGAGAGGUUUGUCAAUAUGCCCAAGAAGACCUUGAGGAGAAGUUGGAUAAAGAUCGAUCAAACUACGAAUCCCGGAACAAUCAGUUGACAUUGCGACAACACCAGCUCAAUCAGAUUGAAAAAAAAGCCAUGAAGGCCAAUCACAAUGCCUACAAUACUGUGGCCGCCGAAAAGGCCAAGAAUGAACAAAACACCCGGGUUCUGGAUGAAGAGCGCUUGUUUUAUGAGAGAGAAAAAGAGAGACAGUUGGCGGAACAACAAGAAUACCACGAGUUCUUGCAAAAUGGCGCCAAGCAAAAGGCUAGGGAGGAGGAUUUUGAAAACAAACAUACCGAACAAGCUAAGCGGGAAGUUCAAGCAUCCAAUUAUAACAGCAUGAUCUCGAAGCAAAGAGAGCGCGACUCUCAACGGAUGGAAGUGAAUGACUUCAUUGUGGGACAGAUUAAAGAGCGAGAGAAGCUAGCCCAAGCCUCUCAAAUGUCCCAGGAACGGGAGAUGGAACAACGGCUCCGUGAAGAGCAGGAGUACGCCAACGCUAUUCAAGAGAAGAAAGAGAAUCUUCAAAGAGCUCAACUGGCAUAUCGAAAGAGUCUUCAAGCCCAAAUCGAGGAACGAGAACUGCGAAGGCAGAACAUGGAACAAGAGCAUCAACGAUUCACCAAAGAGGUGGAGCAUGCCGAGAAUCGCGAGAACCGAGAGGUCAAUCAUAAGAUGAGAAAGUUAAAUUUAUUGGAAUCUCACAUCAGAUUCGAUUAUUGAACCUGAUAUUGAAACAACCAUGGAUCAUUAAAAUAUAUGUGAAAUGAAGGAUAUCAAUGAUGAGGAAUUGACAUUUU